AUGAACAAGCGAUUGUUCAUGCGCAUUGUUUAUCGACUCUCCAACGAAGUUGACUUCUUUCGCCAAAAGCCAGAUGGUCUUGGCAGGCUUGGUCUCUCAGCACUCCAAAAGUGUACAACUGCCAUUCGUCUCUUGGCAUAUGGUAAUGCGACUGAUACGGUUGACAAAUAUCUCCGGCUUGGUAAAACUACAACUCGGUCAUGUUUGGAGAAUUUUGUGGAAGGAGUAUUUGAUUUGUUCGGUGAUGAAUACCUAAGAAGAUCAACACCAGCUGAUCUUCAACAUCUAUUUUAUGUUGGAGAGCAUCGUGGAUUUCCCGGGAUGAUAGGAAGCAUCGAUUGUAUGCAUUGGGAGUGGAAGAAUUGUCUCACCGCUUGGAAAAAUACAUUAAAUGAUAUCAAUGUUCUUGAUCGUUCACCUAUUUUUGAUGACAUAAUAAACGGUCAAGCUCCGCAAGUCACUUACUCCGUCAAUGGAAGAGAGUAUCAUUUGACUUACUAUCUCACCGAUGGUAUUCACCCGAAAUGGGUAACUUUUAUCCAAUCUAUUCCAUUACCCCAAAGCCCGCAAUCAGUUUUAUUUGCUCAACGUCAAGAAGCUGUCCGAAAAGAUGUCGAGCGUGCUUUCGGAGUCUUGCAAGCUCGCUUUGCCAUUGUUAAAAAUCCGACACUUUUUUGGGAUAAAGUCAAAAUUGGAAAGAUUAUGAGAGCAUGUAUCAUACUCCAUAAUAUGAUAGUAGGAGACGAACGGAUGAAUAUACUCUACUUGAUUUAUUAUAAUCUGAGAGAUCAUGGAGAAGAGCUUCCGUCGUUGCUGAUGCUCUACAUUAGUUCCCAUCUAGCUUAA
Messenger RNA from Brassica oleracea var. oleracea, 846 nucleotides. RefSeq lists its product as uncharacterized. The transcript has 3 exons. The coding region runs from base 1 to 846 and encodes 281 amino acids. NCBI's taxonomy places the organism in Eukaryota, Viridiplantae, Streptophyta, Magnoliopsida, Brassicales, Brassicaceae. The record is from RefSeq and is a predicted model, not a curated record.